Aspergillus brunneoviolaceus CBS 621.78 is the source of this 4244-nucleotide messenger RNA. Its product is annotated as ABC transporter PeaB1. The record is from RefSeq and is a predicted model, not a curated record. The transcript has 7 exons. Gene Ontology annotation, molecular function: ATP hydrolysis activity; ATP binding; ABC-type transporter activity. The coding region runs from base 48 to 4244 and encodes 1398 amino acids. Gene Ontology annotation, cellular component: membrane. NCBI's taxonomy places the organism in Eukaryota, Fungi, Ascomycota, Eurotiomycetes, Eurotiales, Aspergillaceae. Gene Ontology annotation, biological process: transmembrane transport.
ACCCUCCUGGUGCAUUGGACGGCGAGAUUGCAAUAUCCACAGCACCAAUGGAGAAGUAUCAAGCAACAGAUACCUUGCAGCAGGACUCCAGCGGGAGUGGCGUGAUGACGCCGGUCAACGCAGAGUCUCUGCCGGACAAGGAACAGAUUGCUCUGCAUGAUGACCCCUUGUCGGAAUCAUCCAACAGUGUGGCCGUUGAACCCAUUGCCCUGAGCGUGAAGCGGUUUCUUUCCCUGCGCAAUGUCGACGGGAACGCACUGCACUCGGCUAGAAUCGUCAUGGAGAACGUGACAGUCGAAGGGAGCGGUACCGGGGCUCUGCCGGCUCCAAGCGUCCUCACAGCGGCAAAAGGUGGCUUUGGCCUGUUGGAGCCCAUCCAAAGUCGCCUGCAUCGUCCGUCAUCACGGCCCAUUCUUCGUGAUUUCUCCGCUGCCAUCCAGCCGGGCGAGAUGGUCUUGGUCAUUGGAAAGCCGGGCAGUGGUUGUACCACGUUCUUGAAGACCCUGGCUGGCAUGUGGAAUGAGUACAAGGACGUCCAGGGAACCUUGACCUUCGGAGGUCAGCCCAUGGAAGAUGUCAUCGAUAAGGAUCCGCAGAAUGUUGUGUUCUGUGGCGAGUCUGAUGACCACUUCCCGACGCUGACCGUCUUCGAAACGUUGCGUUUUGCAAUGAGGGCGCGCUGUGGCCCCAAGCCCUCUUCUUCAGAGAUUGACGAGAGAGUAAAGCAGUUGGCGCAAUUGAUUGGACUCGGUCAUGUUCUCAACACAAAGGUUGGAGACGCUUAUAUCAGAGGUGUUAGUGGAGGUGAGAGACGCCGUGUCUCGUUGGCUGAGGCGCUCGCCACAUGUGCAAGGCUGAUUUGCUUGGACAACCCGACCAACGGCUUGGACUCCUCAACAGCGCUUGAGUUCAUAGAGAUGAUGCGGGAAUGGACCCACCAGAGUCAGUGCGUGACGGCUAUGAGCGUGUACCAAGGCAGUGAUGCUAUUGUUCCAUACUUCGACAAGGUUGUUGUGAUCAAUGCCGGACGUCAGAUCUUCUAUGGCUCCAUCCAAGACGCCAAAUCGUACUUCCUGAGUCUGGGCUUCGAAUGCUCGUCUGCUACCACCACCACCGACUUUUUGAACUCGAUGUCCGCCAGUCCGGAGGUCCGUCGUGUACACGAAGCUCAUCAGAACCAGAUCCCCCGCACACCCGACGAGUUCCAGCAAGAGUUUCGACGCAGUGUUCACUUUGACGAGCUUAAGUCGGCCGUCCGGGCUGCGAAGUCCCUUCCUGCAGUGGCCCGCCCUUCGAAAUCGGCUCAAUACGCUUUGCCACUUUACCAGCAAAUUGCGUACUGUACCACGCGCCAGGUUCGCAUCAUUCAGCACAACUAUAACUCACUGGUUGUAGAAGCCCUGUGCAUCGUUGUCCAAAGCCUGAUUCUGGGAACACUGUUUCGAAACCAGCAACGGAGCACAGGGUCCUUCUUCAUCUUCGCGUCCGCCCUCUUCUACUCCGUUCUCGUUCCCGCACUGCAGGCCAUGGCGGAGUUCCGCAGUACAUUCGCCCAACGACCGCUGAUUUUGAAGCACAAACGAUACCGGCUGUACCGUCCCAUGGCUUACGGCUUUGGAUUGAUCAUGACGGAUAUUGUCUGGAAGAUCUUCGUCAUCUUUUGGAAUAUUCCCCUGUACUUCCUUACUGGUUUCCAAAUGAACGCCGGCAAGUUCUUUACCUGGUUCAUCGUGGUAUACAUCGAACACUUGGCCUUGUCCAUGUUUUUCCGCUCGGUCGCUGUGUAUUCUUCCAACAUGUACCGCGCUGUUCUUCCGGUCGGUAUCUUCUUCAAUAUGUACGUUUUGUACACAGGUCUCUAUGUGCCGCCACCGCAGAUGCAAGUAUGGCUCGGCUGGCUGAGAUAUCUGAAUCCCCUGCAUUAUGGUUUCGAAUCGGUCAUGAUCAACGAAUUUGGCAACCUGAGCUACGAGUGUAGCACUGCAGACCUUGUUCCGUCGGGACCUGGGUAUACCAGCAUUGCCAACCAGGUCUGUGCAGUGGUGGGAUCGGAGCCAGGUCAACGAAUGCUUUCAGGAAUGGCAUAUAUCAAGGCACAGUACGGUUUCGAAAGAAGUAACCUGUGGCGCAACCUGGGAAUCAACGCAGCUUUCUUCAUUGCCUUUGGUCUGGCCUCAGCCAUUGGUAUGGAGCGUCUAAAGCAACCAGCUGGCCGCUUAGCGACUGUGUUCUAUCGUGGUAUGGGAACUAAGAAGUCGUCUGCUCCACAACCUGGCGCGAAGAUGAGUGAUCAAGAAAGCGGAGAUCUGGAUCUCGAUGUUCCGCCAGAGCCAGGCAAAGAAACCACACGUGAGCGAAGCGCAACGCUGGAGUACCAGCCUCGCAGCCUGACCUGGACUGGGCUAAAGCUCGAUGUGAAAACCAAGGAUGGCCAGAAACGCCUGCUCGACAAUCUAAACGGAUCAGUGUAUAGUGGUCAGCUGAAAGCAUUGAUGGGCGUAUCCGGAGCGGGCAAGACUACUCUGCUGAACGCGCUGGCGGGCCGCUCAAAAGUGGGAGCCCUUACUGGAACACUGGCGCUGAACGGACAACUGCUUCCCAAGUCUUUCAACCGCCACAUGGGCUAUGUACAACAGCAGGAUAUUCACUUGCCUACGCAAAGUGUACGAGAAGCAUUGCAAAUGACGGCCCGCCUUCGCCGAUCGCAAGACGUUUCCCUCGAAGAGAAGGACGCCUACGUUGAAGAGGUCAUUCGCUCGCUAGACAUGGAAUCGAUUGCGGAUGCUCUGGUCGGAACGCCGGGAGCCGGUCUCAAUCUGGAACAGCGCAAGAGGGUCAGUAUCGGUGUGGAAAUGGCUGCGAAGCCGGACAUUCUAUUCUUGGACGAGCCCACUUCUGGCCUUGAUGGGCAGUCAGCUUACUCCAUUGUCCGCCUUUUGCGAAGACUCGCGGACUCUGGCCAGGCAAUCAUCUGCACAAUUCAUCAGCCCGCCGCGGAAUUGAUCUCAACGUUUGACGAGCUCUACCUGUUGGCACGUGGUGGACAGGUUGUGUACGAUGGGCCGUUGGGUAUGGAAUGCCAGCAGGCUCUCGCUUACUUUGCGCAACAUGCUCGCCCGUGCCGUGAGCGAGAGAACCCCGCCGAAUACUUCCUCGAGGUGAUCGGCGCCGGCACACGACGGGAUGUUCAGACCGAUUGGGCAGAGAUAUGGAAGCAAGGCCAUAGCCAACCCUCCAGCAUCCAGGUUGCACCUGCCUCGCCGAAGAGUGAUUCGUCCAUGUCCUUGCACGCCGCGCCCUUCUAUUACCAGAUGGUCGUCUUGCUCAAGCGAACAUGGCUGUACUACUGGCGGGCGCCAGAUUAUGCUCAGGCUAAAUUGUGGUUGAAUGCGGGUAAUGCGUUGCUCAACGGAAUGACCUACCUCAACUCGCCACUGACUCAACGGGGCGCUUACAACCGCGUCUUCUCCUCGUUCAUGUCCUUGAUUGUCGGCCCUCCCUUGGGUCUGCAGGUGCAGCCGCGGUUCGUCACAUUGCGGAACAUCUUCGAGCACCGUGAACGUGAGAGUCUGACCUACCACUGGAUGGCGUUCAGCCUUUCGGCCAUUCUGGUUGAACUGCCGUACGCCUUCUGCACCUCCCUCGUGUACUGGCUAUUGUGGUAUUUCCCCGUGGGAUACUUCCGCGACUCCAACCACGCCGGCUACAGCUUCUUGAUGUACCAGCUUUUCUCUGUGUUCGCAACCAGUCUGGCCCAACUGUGCGCCUCGCUGAUGCCGACCGUAGAAGCUGCACUUUCGGCGAAUGGGUUUUUCUUCAUGUUCUGUAACACCUUCGCGGGUACCCUGUCACCGGCACCAGUCACACCCGCUGGCUGGCGUUGGUACUACAAGGUUUCUCCCCUGUUCUACAUGAACGAAGGCGUGGUAGUGGAUGUUCUGCACGAUCUACCCCUCCACUGCGCGAAGUCGGAGAUGUCCGUGUUCCAGCCACCAACCGGCAAGAGCUGCUACGAAUAUGCUGCUGCCUUCUUGCAAGAUGCCACGGGCUUUCUCGUCAACCCAAACAGUACGGCCAACUGCGAAUACUGUCCCUACAAAAACGGCCAAGCUUACUACACGCAAUAUGACUACAGUUAUAGCCACCGGGGCCGGAAUGUGGGUGUUUUCAUCGGCUUUAUUGCCUUUAAUUUCACCAUGGUAAUGGUGAUCACCUAUCUGACGCGUGUGCGUCGGCGCCGUUGA